CCCCUGCUCUCCGCUGCUGCAAAGAAAGACCCCAGACCCACCGACGGGUACCUGGACGUGGCGCGCGGACCCGUGACGCUCUCCUCUUCUGCAGAAACGCCCCCUCCCCCUGUUGCUCACCCUCAGCCUCUCCCCCCGAGAACCCGGGCUCCCCGGCUGUGGGGAGAGACCCCGGCUCCUGCCGUAGAGCCUCGGACCACUUCCAUUCUGGUGCGCCAGAGCCAUCUUGAGUGAUGGCAGAGACGCUCCCUACUAGCCUUCUCGUGCCAGUUCCUUCCUUCCCAGUCUCCCACUGUAGGUUUUGAGUAGCAGGCGGCUCUUCCCACUGUGAGUCUGCGCUUGGAGCCGUGAACUCCUCUGCUCGCGUCUCUCUGCCCGGUGGGCUUCAGAGCCAUGGCAACGGAGGAGAAGAAGCCAGAGACGGAGGCCGCCAGAGCACAGCCCACCCCUUCCUCCUCGGCCACGCAGAGCAAGCCCACUCCCGUUAAACCAAACUAUGCCCUGAAAUUCACCCUGGCUGGCCACACGAAAGCCGUGUCCUCCGUGAAAUUCAGCCCGAACGGCGAGUGGCUGGCGAGUUCGUCCGCUGAUAAGCUCAUUAAAAUUUGGGGAGCAUAUGACGGAAAGUUUGAGAAAACCAUAUCUGGCCACAAGCUGGGAAUAUCCGAUGUGGCCUGGUCUUCAGAUUCUAAUCUCCUUGUUUCCGCCUCGGAUGAUAAAACCCUAAAGAUAUGGGACGUGAGCUCGGGAAAGUGUCUGAAAACCCUGAAGGGGCACAGUAACUACGUCUUUUGCUGUAACUUCAACCCCCAGUCCAACCUCAUCGUCUCGGGCUCUUUUGACGAAAGCGUGAGGAUAUGGGACGUGAAAACCGGAAAGUGCCUGAAGACUCUGCCUGCCCACUCGGACCCCGUCUCAGCUGUUCAUUUUAAUCGGGAUGGAUCCUUGAUCGUGUCAAGCAGCUACGAUGGUCUCUGCCGGAUCUGGGACACCGCCUCGGGCCAGUGCCUGAAGACCCUGAUCGAUGACGACAACCCGCCUGUGUCUUUUGUGAAGUUCUCUCCAAACGGCAAGUACAUCCUGGCUGCGACCCUGGACAACACGCUGAAGCUCUGGGACUACAGCAAAGGGAAGUGCCUGAAGACCUACACUGGCCACAAGAAUGAGAAAUACUGCAUUUUUGCAAAUUUCUCCGUCACUGGUGGGAAGUGGAUCGUGUCUGGUUCCGAGGACAACCUGGUGUACAUUUGGAACCUGCAGACCAAGGAGAUUGUACAGAAACUACAGGGCCACACAGACGUCGUCAUCUCCACGGCCUGCCACCCGACGGAGAACAUCAUCGCCUCUGCCGCGCUGGAGAACGACAAGACCAUUAAGCUCUGGAAGAGUGACUGCUAGGCGCCGCGGGGGCUGGCGGGAAGGUGGCCGGUCGGCGAGCAGCGCGGUGUCUGGAGGGGGCCCCUCCGUCCGGGCCUGGGGGUCGGGAGGGGCCUGGAUGGAGCCACCGCCGAGGACGACGUGGCGGAGGGGGUGUCUACCACCAGAAGGUUCUACAGGUUGCUGGUGACAUUUCUUGCCGAUCCCUCUCACGCUGUCUGGGGAAGUUUCUGGUCUGUAUUGUGUUCAAACAGAGUCAACACAAAUUUUUAAUUUUUUAUUACAGAAGGGUGAAGUUCAAUUUAUCAUGAGUUGUGUUUUUUUCCAGUAAAUGUUCUGUACCUUCUCUGGUAUCUUAUUACCCAGUGCAAGUGCGGCCAGCAGCCGCCCCCGCGGCCCCCCUUGUCUGUUCGGUAGAUGCUCUAGCGACACGGUCCGCGGUCAGCGGUUCCUGCUGUUGUCGUGCCCAGUGUGUGCGGUCUUUCCGGAAAACACAGAACGCCGUAAGAUUCUUUCCGUGUAAAACCCUUUGUAUGUGGGAGUUCGUGGUUCCCGUGCGGACAGCGUGGCGUUGUUCUGGUACCUCCCUGUGUCCCCCCGCGGGCCCCCCGCGCGCCCCCGCGAGCUGUAAUAAAAGGUAGGAGUCUGCGCAGCCGUGGCGACGGAGUUCUCACGCGAAGCCUGUCUGCGCUUGGCCUUUUCACGAAAAGUCUCCCCGAUGGCAGGAAGUGGAGGGUUCCCGCGCCCUCCCCGCCUGGGAAGCCCGGCGCCACGGAGGAGGGCUCCCCUCCCCGUGUGGGCCGGGGAUGUGUGAGGGGGUCCGGGGGCAAACCCGGGAAUUCCGUUUAGCUGGAAGGGAGCUGGUGUCCCUGAAGUGUCCCGCCGAACGUCGCAGGCGGCCGUGUGCGCGAAGGCUGGGCCGUAGGAGGCCCCGAGGCCGCGGGUCCAGGCUCAGCUCAGGCUGGGCUUCGUCUCCCCGCUGCCGACCUCGGGACCCGAGGGCUUCGUGGGGUUCCCGGGGCUGGCACGGCACGGGGAGCCGGGUGCCGCCCACCCCCGCGGCCCGAGUGCUGGGGCGGGAGCCUCCGGUGGUGCGGCUUCCUGAAGGGGUGUGGGGGGGGAGAGCGGGGUGAGGGGGCGGUGCUGGGAUUGCCAGGCUCGGGGACCCCUGUGUGCAGCGGUCCCCCCCACCCCCACCCCGCCCUGCCUUUCCUGGGGCCCCGGGUCCUGGGCUGGGGAAACGGGGCUGCUCUCGACAGGCUUCCCGGCCCCCCCCAGUGGCCGUGGUUGCUCAGACGGGGGUGGCGAUUCUAACAAAAGGCAUCUGGAAACGGAUUCCCUUGUGUCUCCCCGUCCUCUCCCCGGGAGGCGGACGGCGGGCGGGCUGUCUGCGCAGAGGUGAACUGCAGUAGAAUGCGGUCAGCACCCGGGGCCGGGGAAACCCACUUGGCAGCGUAUUUUGGUAGGAAAGGCGGAGGCCGCGUGUCGGCAACGUUCCUGAGACCUUGGGACUGUCUCGUUGGUUCUGGUGUGACAGCUCAGCUCGGCCCUCGGGGCAGAGGGGUGUGGACGCGGAGCGCUGUGCCCUUGGAUAUAGUUUAUUUUUUCUACGUUUGAAUUCUCUGUUGUAGAUUUGUGUAAAGAUACAUCUCUCUUUUAAAAAUAAAGAUUUUCAUGUCUUGUAA
Messenger RNA from Prionailurus viverrinus (fishing cat), 3062 nucleotides. It is a transcript of the gene WDR5, whose product is annotated as WD repeat domain 5. The coding region runs from base 394 to 1398 and encodes 334 amino acids. Gene Ontology annotation, molecular function: histone binding. The transcript is spliced from 14 exons. NCBI's taxonomy places the organism in Eukaryota, Metazoa, Chordata, Mammalia, Carnivora, Felidae. The record is from RefSeq and is a predicted model, not a curated record. Gene Ontology annotation, cellular component: Set1C/COMPASS complex.